Molecule: messenger RNA, 1119 nt
Organism: Trypanosoma rangeli
Lineage: Eukaryota; Euglenozoa; Kinetoplastea; Trypanosomatida; Trypanosomatidae
Exons: 1
Coding region: 1-1119 (372 amino acids)
Source: RefSeq, a predicted model, not a curated record
AUGGUGUUUCGUCGGCUGUGUCUCUCUGGCGGUGUGAGAGCCGUUGAGGUGCGUUUUCUUUCCAUGACGAGCGACGCACGUGAGACUCUGACCAAGCAGCUAUCUGCAUUGAAGAAUGAGUGCAAGGGACAGGGGUUGGAUUUAGCGGACAUGAGCGAUGCUUCGCGGGCCGCGAUGCGGGCGGUGCAGGAUGGCCUAAAACGUGCCAACGUUGAGGAUGACCAGUUCAAGGGGAAAUACACAACACUGUCGGCCUCUAUGAAGGCGUACACAGCACGUCUAUCAAAUCUACAGGAUGAGGCACGGUCAAUCCAGGCUGAGGCGGACGCGCUGCUUAAACUCAUGUGGGGCACCGAGGCCCCACCAAAGGCCGCUUCUUUUGUGUCAUCUCCAACGUCAACUGAGGAAGCUGGGACCGUUUCUGCUGCGGCGGAUGUGAAGGAAACUGAAACAGACGAUGAUAAAUUUGUCGUGGAACCGCCUAAUCUAGCCAAGGCGUCAGGGAAUGGCAAGCGGCCUGCUGAGCGCGUUGAGGCCGAGCGGGUGCAGGGCAUCGCAAGGAAAUCAGCGGAGGAGGUGAUAGUGGAGGAGAUUGAGGUGGAGACCAUUGAGGUAGAAGUAGAGGCCAAGGAAAGUCCUGCCGACACCAUGAAGAUCACCGACAUCACGAAGGAGUUGUACGAACGGGGAGUGAACUUUUCUGACUGCCUUGACGCGCGGACGUUACGUCAGCGAUACAAGGAUAUGCUGGCGGGAAAGAUUCCGUCCGGCAUUCCUCCAGGCAUGCCAAUUUCGAGUCCGGCGGCUGCAGAAGUAAACACUAACCAGCCUCGCAUGCCGCAGCAUCGACCGUACCAACAGCAGCAGCAGCAGGCUAAUACGAAGGAGUCUGGGCUUGCUCAUGAUCCGUAUCCUAAUGCAUACAGGAAGAUGGUGGACCCCAUGAAACAUGUGUGGGAGCUUAAGAACGAGCUUGCGGCAGAGAAAGGUAUUGAUCCAAAGAGUGUGGACCUGUGGAGUGGGAAAUGCAAGCUAGAGGACCACAAGAUGUUGUAUGAUUAUCCAUCCGUGCAGAGCCACCCCAUAGAGGUGCGUCAGAAGGGAGACAUUCCACGGUAA